Penicillium odoratum is the source of this 636-nucleotide messenger RNA. RefSeq lists its product as uncharacterized. The transcript is spliced from 3 exons. The record is from RefSeq and is a predicted model, not a curated record. The coding region runs from base 1 to 636 and encodes 211 amino acids. NCBI's taxonomy places the organism in Eukaryota, Fungi, Ascomycota, Eurotiomycetes, Eurotiales, Aspergillaceae. Gene Ontology annotation, biological process: protein localization to plasma membrane; eisosome assembly. Gene Ontology annotation, cellular component: plasma membrane; eisosome.
AUGCAGCUUAUGAGCGGCGAAGUCAAGUCAGCCUUGCGGCCCGUGAACGGCACGGUCGCGAGACAUCAAAUAUUCACAUUGGUGCAGCCUCACAAUAUUAAUAGGGCACCUGCACGGGCAAGUUUGAUCGUCGAAGUUUUUACCCCUUGGAGCCCGGCCGAGGCGUUUCGGCUUGCCUUCAGCGUCGUCGUCCUCGGUCUUUCAAUCGCCAUCGCUAGACAACAAUACAUCGGCAGUGUUCCAUCCCAAACUGGCUAUGCGGCAUUUGCAGGCGCUCUCGGCGUCCUCGUUUCGGUCAUCGGAGUUGUCGCAUUAUGGGUUGAAAGCUUGAGCGGUAUCAUCAUCUGGGUGCUGGAUGGAGUCGCAGCUGUUGCUCUUUUGGCAGCCGGCAUUGUUUACGCCGUUACUCUGAAGGGAGUUAGCUGCUCUGACUCGCCCUCGGGUUACGCGUCGGCUUGGGAUAACCCGUUAAUUAGUGGCGGGUGCACUGGCAAGGGAAGGAAUAAGAUUUGUUACUCUGGCAAUGUUGUCCAGUCUCGCUGUAAGCGUGCUGAGGCGGAUUGUGCCUUCAUGUUCCUUGCGUUUGUGGCUAGCCUGGCUGUUCUGAUUGCCUCUUUCCUGUCCCGAAACCGCUAA